Molecule: messenger RNA, 1455 nt
Organism: Linum trigynum
Lineage: Eukaryota; Viridiplantae; Streptophyta; Magnoliopsida; Malpighiales; Linaceae
Source: the annotation of a GenBank genome assembly
CACACCACCACAUUACCCUCCCUUCUCCCUCCAUUCAUAUCCACUCUAGUCUCGUUCUAAGUAUGCUCUGUGGUUGCGGCUAAGUCCGAUCUUCCACGUUAGAAAGGAUUACUAGAGUUAUACCCUAAAGCCCCUGUCCCUUAAAAACCCGUCGAACCGUCGUCCGACUUUCACCAAAAAAUGGACGAAGAGGCUCUUCGGGUAGGUUCUUGGUUUUUCUUUUGUGAUUUUUUUUAAUCUUUUCAAUUUGAUUUUGUAAUUUUUUUAAUCAAAACAAUCUGAUUUUAUUACUUUUAUUUAUAGAUGGGUGUCGAGAUAUACGAUCCUCGAUUGCAUAUCCAUUAUGGGCCAAGAGAUACGAAGUAUUUAUCCGAUCAAGAAGCACAUCGCUCCCAUGCAAUUUGGGACAACAAUUCGGUAAACACUAUGUACCUUAUCAACAAUUUACUUUAUUUCAUUAUUUUAUAAGGUUUUAUUUUGCUUUCUUUUAACUAACAAAUCGAUAUGUUUUCUAUUUUUUGUAGGAAUCACUUAUUCCUGUCAUUCAUAAAGGGACCAGUAACUUGCCCGCUUGGCAUGAUCGACUGUCGUCAUAUAUAGAGAGGACUGGGUUGGGUAUGUUGAGGCAUUUCAUGCGGAUUGAAAUCGACAAUGAUCUGCUUACGGCAAUGGCAGUGUGAUGGCGCCCCGAAACCCAUACGUUCCACCUUCCGGAGGGGGAAAUGACGAUCACCCUCAAAGACGUCGCAAUCCUCACCGGGCUGUCGAUAACUGGAGAGUCCAUCAUUGGUACCACUACCAAACCCGAAGCAGGUUAGGUUCCGCUCAUUCGUGAUCGUUUGAGCUUUGACAUGCCGACCACCAGACCAAUUCAAGGACGGGGGCAUCCACCAUUGAAUGCGGGACAAGUGUCGAUCCCGUGGCUUGUUACUCACAUCCAAAAUGAGGUUGAAAUCGGCCCAGAUACUUCGAAAGAUCAAGUGGAGCGCUAUGCACGCAUCUACCUCAUUGGUUUGGUCGGUGGAUUUAUGUUCCCCGACAAGUCAAACCGGUGGAUUCAAGGCAUAUGGUUGCCAAUGCUCCUUGGUUACUGGGACGCGAACGGGGAAAAGAGUUGGGGAUCGGCCGUGUUAGCUGGCAUAUAUAGGGAGUUGUGUACUUGCUCGAAGGUAGGAGCGAAACAAGCUGGUGGUGCGAUGUUCAUCCUCCAACUCUUGGUGUAGGAGCAUCUUCCAAUGUUUGCACCUCAAGACCCACGUCCAUACUGGAGAGCAGAUGAUGAGCAACGAAAUGUGCAAAAUCCCCCCUAUGGUGUCAAGUAAGUUUAUUCCAUACUUAGCUAGAUUUAAAUUUAUUCCAUGCUUAGCUAGAUUUAAAUUACAUUUAUUCCGUACUUAGUCUAUUUGUAAAUUCAUUCCAUGCUUAGCUAGAUUUAAAUUAAAUUUAUUCCGUACU